This is a messenger RNA of Acaulospora morrowiae, 285 nucleotides long. Lineage: Eukaryota; Fungi; Glomeromycota; Glomeromycetes; Diversisporales; Acaulosporaceae. The record is from the annotation of a GenBank genome assembly.
UAUGAUAAUAAUGUCAGCUCUACCUUAAACGAGUUGAUGUGGUGGUUUCCACACCAAAGAUCGCUUGGCAAGAUUUCACAGAAGUUUGCGGAACAUGGAAUGGCCAUAACAAUAUUCAAUUUUGAAUUAUACACAGAAAUGGUUGAGGAAAGAUCCGCAAAGGAUACCCAGGGUAGCGCAGGCUUGGUUGCAUCAAAGCAUCUUCAGAUUCAACCUCGAAAUGUCUGCACAACGAAACAAACCAAUAAAAUGUCACCUUUUGACAUUGGAGCAAUCAGUGCGUGA